This is a messenger RNA of Drosophila obscura, 1341 nucleotides long. It is a transcript of the gene Cdk1, whose product is annotated as cyclin-dependent kinase 1. Gene Ontology annotation, cellular component: nucleus. Gene Ontology annotation, biological process: protein phosphorylation; mitotic G2 DNA damage checkpoint signaling; G2/M transition of mitotic cell cycle. Lineage: Eukaryota; Metazoa; Arthropoda; Insecta; Diptera; Drosophilidae. The record is from RefSeq and is a predicted model, not a curated record. The transcript has 3 exons. Gene Ontology annotation, molecular function: cyclin-dependent protein serine/threonine kinase activity; ATP binding; RNA polymerase II CTD heptapeptide repeat kinase activity. Bases 81 to 974 code for a protein of 297 amino acids.
UAAAAGUCUGGCAACUUAUAGAUGAAGAAGCCUCAAUAACGCGGAAAUUUGAAUUGGCGAUUUUAUUCAUAAAUUGAGAAAUGGAAGAUUUUGAAAAAAUUGAAAAGAUUGGUGAAGGCACUUACGGUGUGGUUUAUAAAGGACGCAAUCGACUCACAGGUCAAAUCGUAGCAAUGAAAAAAAUUCGCUUGGAGUCUGACGACGAAGGCGUACCGUCAACUGCUAUCAGAGAAAUUUCUUUACUUAAAGAACUAAAACAUUCAAAUAUCGUCUGUUUGGAAGAUGUAUUAAUGGAGGAAAACCGCAUUUAUUUGAUAUUUGAAUUUUUAUCAAUGGAUCUUAAGAAAUAUAUGGACUCGUUACCGCCAGAGAAACUUAUGGACAGCAAACUUGUGCGAAGCUAUUUGUUUCAAAUAACAAGCGCUAUUUUAUUCUGCCAUCGUCGAAGAGUAUUGCAUCGGGAUUUGAAACCUCAAAAUUUACUGAUUGACAAAAAUGGUAUAAUUAAAGUAGCCGACUUUGGGCUGGGAAGAUCUUUUGGCAUUCCAGUACGCAUAUACACUCAUGAAAUUGUUACUCUGUGGUACAGAGCACCUGAGGUAUUACUGGGCUCUCCCCGAUAUUCAUGUCCCGUCGACAUAUGGUCAAUUGGAUGCAUUUUUGCCGAAAUGGCAACGCGAAAACCGCUUUUCCAAGGUGACUCUGAAAUCGAUCAAUUAUUUAGAAUGUUUAGAAUUCUCAAAACUCCAACUGAAGACAUUUGGCCAGGCGUUACUUCGCUUCCCGAUUAUAAAAAUACUUUUCCUUGCUGGUCAACAAAUCAAUUAACAAACCAGCUUAAAAAUCUUGAUGCCAAUGGUGUAAACCUCAUUCAAAGUAUGCUAAUUUAUGAUCCAGUACAUCGUAUAUCAGCCAAAGAUAUAUUGGAGCAUCCAUAUUUUAAUGGGUUUGAAGCAGAUUUAAUAUCUAGCUAACUUUCGGAAUAUGGAUUCAAAUUAAAACUUAUAUCAACCUGAAAUUUGUUCGAAUUUAAAUUAAAAUGCUUUGUAAAGUAGUUUUCUUUUCGGAGGUUAUAACUCAGGGCUCGCCAGAGUAUCUAAGCAACCUUUUUUUUUAGAUAAGGGGACCUACGAAAAAUGAAUGCGUGUUUGAUGACGUUCAGGCGUUGAAAAAGAGAAUAGGUAACUGUGAGACUGCCCGCCCGGGAAUGAGGUGAGGUCGUUCGGUUGGCACCAGAACGUGUUAUGUAUUGAUAUUCCUAAAAUUACCUAACGCAUUAUUUGUAUUAUUAUAAUCUGGCAACUCUAUAUAAUAAAUGGUCAGUCUAUAUCUAGCCCUCAA